AGUUCCGGGUGAAGUUUUCUGCAGAGACAAGCCCCCCUCUCGCCACCCUUUAAAAUACACCAUUAAAUGACAAUAAAUCUAGAAAUUACAACCUUAAAACUUUGAUAUUACCCCGUGGGAUUUAAGAAUCGUUAAUUUAUCCAUCCACAAAACUGAACCGCUGCUUUUUAUCCUACAAUCUCCUGGCUCACCGUUUGUACGAGGUUAGCACUAGCCUGUUAGCAUCUCCUCCGUCUCUGCCUUCACCUCUGCGCUUCUCUACCGCUGGCGCCUCUGCUCUUUUCUCGUCCUGGACUCGCUCUGCUCUGGUCUGUUUCACGUUUGGGGCUUCAGUGUUUCUCCACCAGACCACAUUGUGUCCCGGCCCUGUACGAACCCCAUGAGACCUGCGGGGGGCGCCGCGCUCUAGAGCCAGCAAUGCCCGGUCCCACUCCUGCCUCCAGCAAAGCAAGGGUCUACACAGAUGUCAACACCCACAAGAACCGCGAGUACUGGGACUACGACGCCUACACGCCCAACUGGAGUAAUCAGGACAACUACCAGCUGGUGCGGAAACUGGGCCGAGGGAAAUACAGUGAAGUGUUUGAAGCCAUAAAUGUUACCAACAAUGACAAAGUGGUUGUCAAAAUACUCAAGCCAGUAAAAAAGAAGAAAAUUAAAAGAGAAAUCAAAAUAUUGGAAAAUCUAAAAGGAGGAACCAACAUCAUUCGACUGGUGGAUACAGUCAAAGAUCCAGUGUCCCGAACGCCAGCGCUUGUUUUUGAAUUCAUCAAUAACACAGACUUUAAGGAGCUGUACCAGAAGCUGACAGACUAUGACAUUCGUUUCUACAUGUAUGAGCUGCUAAAGGCCCUUGACUACUGUCACAGUAUGGGCAUCAUGCAUCGAGACGUGAAGCCGCACAACGUCAUGAUCGAUCACCAACUCAGGAAGCUGCGUCUCAUUGAUUGGGGUUUGGCGGAGUUCUAUCAUCCUGCUCAAGAGUACAAUGUUAGGGUUGCCUCACGCUAUUUCAAAGGCCCUGAGCUGCUAGUCGACUAUCAGAUGUAUGACUACAGUCUGGACAUGUGGAGUCUUGGCUGUAUGUUGGCCAGUAUGAUUUUCCUGAAGGAGCCAUUUUUCCACGGACAGGACAACUAUGAUCAGUUGGUGCGCAUUGCCAAAGUCUUGGGCACAGACGAGCUGUUCGGAUACCUGCACAAAUACCACAUAGAGCUGGACACGCGCUUCAAGGACCUGCUCGGACAACAGUCUCGUAAACGCUGGGAGCAGUUUGUGCAGCCAGAGAACCAGCACCUGGUGAGUCCUGAGGCUCUGGACCUGCUCGACAAGCUCCUGAGAUAUGACCAUCAGACCAGACUGAGCGCAGCCGAGGCAAUGCAACACCCGUAUUUCUUUCCUGUUGUGAAGGAACAGACAAACGCCAACUCAGACGGAUCCAAGGCAGUGAACUCGAAUGCCACAUGAUACUUAUUCAACAGGAUGAAUCUUUGUUACCUCAGCUUGUGAUGUUUCCGACAGCCUCUGAUUCAACUCGACGGCCAUAAACAGAGCAGGACUGUACCCCAAAUACCCCUAAAUAUACCCUUAAAGUAUCCCAAAAACCCUCUAAGUCCUCCCUCUAAGUCCUCCCCUAGACCCUAACCCAGUCUGAAACCACGCCCAGUCCCUCUACUUUAUUUACCCAAAUAUUUAUAACUCUACACUGUACAAAGUGACUUAUUUUUAGGCAAUAAUCUUAUUCCAAUGUACAUUUGUUAUUAACGAAUGCAAUGAACUGCUUAUAACAGUUUUAUUCUUUAUGUAUGAGAUAGUAGUUACAUAUUUAUAUUAUAUAGGAGAAGCAGAUGUAUUAUUACAAAGGUUUACAGAUUGUUUACAUGUACAAAAGUGUCAAAAAGUCACAGGGACUUGAAAUUCAGGGCAAAAUGGUGUGGAAAUUUAGUUGAAUAGACUUAAUUUAAAUGAGUUGGAUUCUGUUGCAUAGGGAUGCUCCUGCCUGAAGGGGGCAGUAUGUCAUUAUUUACUGAACGGAGAGUAGAGAACGAACAAAUCUUGGUUAGGGCUGAGAGAUUUUAUUUAAAGAGGGGGUAUUCUGCCAAAUCAACUUUUUGGAACUGUCUGACCUGUUAUAAUGUUGUUCCCUCAUCAGAUGUCAUCCAAGCACAUUUCAGUAUUUUAGCGAUCUCUCCAGGGUCUUAUUCAAACCCUACUUACGGUUAGCUGUGUGAUUCUGCAAAAGCAUGAUACAAAAUGAUAUACUACAACUUGACAAACUUGAUGCAACGUGUAAUAGUUUUAACAGCAGGAUGCACGCUGAUUAUGUUGUGAUAGAGCUCAGGAGGAGGAGUGACUUAGCACAAAGAGCAAAAGAAGGGUGGAGACUCAGAGCGUAAAAAACUGAAACUUAUAAAACAUGCUAAUAUGUUGUUGUUUUUUUUCCAGUAUAGCAUUUUCAAAACAAUUGUGAUUUAAAUGUUAUGUGUUAGCAGUUAAUACCCCAUAGCAUCAUAAU
Molecule: messenger RNA, 2515 nt
Organism: Periophthalmus magnuspinnatus
Lineage: Eukaryota; Metazoa; Chordata; Actinopteri; Gobiiformes; Gobiidae
Product: casein kinase II subunit alpha'-like
Exons: 13
Coding region: 418-1467 (349 amino acids)
Biological process (GO): protein phosphorylation; regulation of chromosome separation
Cellular component (GO): nucleus; protein kinase CK2 complex; cytosol
Molecular function (GO): protein serine/threonine kinase activity; ATP binding
Source: RefSeq, a predicted model, not a curated record